AUGUCUAACAUAAAAGUUAAGUCUAACAACGAGAGAGUAGAGGACAUGCAUCUUAUGCUUUCUGAGAAAUAUAUGACAUAUAAGGAUCUAGCAGAUAGAUGCCUAAUAAACACUUAAUAAAUUGAUAAGGGAGAUAAGAGAGUAUUUUAUCUAAAGCCUUAAAGUGUAUUUUUGGAAGAACCUAGAAAAUAAAAUCAAUUCAGAAAUGAUUUCGUUAAAAUGGUUUAGAAUCCCCCAGCACCCGAGCCUUUUACUUUAUUUGCUGAUGAUCUCCAUAGAGAUUAUAUCACUUAGAUUUAAGACAAAAGUAAUCCAUACUUGACAAAAAUUGAAUUGGCUAAUUUCUAUAAGAGAAGAUAGUAUAAACUUUAGCAUAAAAAGUACAAGUUGAUGCAGAGAUGGGCACAUCAUGCAUUGACUUCAGAGUUAGUGGAUAAAGUGUCUCUGAAAUUUAGUCCUAUUUACUCAAAGUUACAAUUUGAACUGGAAAACUCUGUGAAGAGAUAUUCUAGACUAGAAGGAGAAGAUCACUUUCUGAAUACUAACAGACCUUAAACAUCAGCUGAGAAGCCGAGGGAUGAUUAAGAUGAAAAAAUGGUAAUGCUUCAUUAUUAUUUAAUAACUUAAUAGACUCCUUUGAGCACACUAAGAUUGGAUGAUUUGGAUGUAUAUUUGAGGAUAGUUACUUACGAGGAAAAAAUAAACAAAGAUGCUGAGAAAUUCAUUCAGAGAGUGAAGUGGACUCCAAUGUCUAAUAGAUAUGAAAUUUUUCAAGAGUCUAUUGAGUAUUUCCAAAAGAUUAAGGCUGAAAAUAUCGAGAAAUAAAGGGUCUAUACUAAGUAAAUCGAGCAUAAGGGAUAAGCUCUAAUACAAUUUCGAAAACUAGGAGUAUAGGGGUAAAAAGAACUUCAUCACAUCUUAUAAUCACAAUAUGCAACCAAACUAGAUAAAAGGAACUAGAAUCUGAGAGACAAAUACAUAAACACUUGCAAGUAUAACUAUGAGUCUCCGAAUUUGAUAGUGUGGAAUGACUUAGAGUUGAAAUCUUAACUAAGCUCAAGAAGUGCUGUCUAUGGCAUUCAUGGAGACUUAGAAAUAGACAGUGGGCAUUCAUUCGCCUACAGCAUUAUGGUCUUCUUCCCUACUUACUUCCACUCUCAAGUUAUUAAGAGCUAAUUUGCAAUCUAUGAUGCUGUUCCAGCUUUAAUAGAUCCAACUAGUUUGGCUUAAAAAAAUAUUUAAUCAGUGCUUAAUAGCAACAGAAGAAAGUAUGGUAACACAGUGACAGGUAGAAACACUCUCUUGGAAAAGCUUGAAAUCAAACAAAAAGAGGAGUAACUCCACACUGAGUUCAUUAAUUCAGUAGAAAAAGCGUUAUUUGGAGAAUUUAACUCAGGCCAGAUUAAAGAUUUCCCUUCUGUUAGAAUGAAAAAAAGUUUAUGGGUUUUGUAUGUUUGCUAUCAACCAACUAUCAACAAUGAUUAAAAGUAUCAGGCAGCCAUAUUAGCAGGAGAGUAAAAUCCAAUAGAUGAGUGUUUAAGACUAUCUCUAGAUCUAAUAAAUGUCCAGGAUGUUACUAAUGUUAAUCUGAUCCUCGAAAGUCUUUCAACCAUUCAUCAUGAUAAAUUGAUCCAUGGUGACAUUAAAGCAGACUUCCUGCUUUAGAACGCUUUUGUAAAAGAGUAGGAUAGAGUAGAUAAAAUAGAUGAAGCUCAUGUAUUUACUGAGGGAGAAGUCUCCUUUUUAUCGAUAUUUAAAGGUUGUCUAAAAACCAAAUCUGAGUAUGAGGACAUUUCUGAUCCAGAGCCACUAUAGAAUACUAGUAUAUUACAAGUUCCUCAGCAUUUGCUCUUCUCACUUUACAUGUUGAAGUACAUAAAAGCUAGAGAUUCUAAGAUUAAACUGCUCUAUGUAUUGAAUGCAUUCAGGGCAAUUUAAAAGAGAAUGGUCAUUGAGCUGAGAGAGAUGGGUACUCGUGAUAGAGUUAUGGGAGAUGUAAUGUUUGUAAGUCCGAUGGAACAAGGGAAAGACCAAUUUGGAUAAGAUGAGAAAGCAGAGGAUUUAUCUUAAUAAAAAAACAGUGUCUCCUCUGAAAACUUGGAGUCAUAGGCAUCUAAAGUAAUUAAGCCAGAAAAAUCUAAACUUUUAAAUAAAGUCAAUGAUCAGAAUGCUACCGACAAGGACGAAGUUGAUAUCAUCAACGAUCAUCUCGUAGAUAUUUAAAAGGUAAAGUUUAAUGGGAGAUUCCAAAACUAUAUUUACUCUACUUGUCCAAUUAUUCCAAGAUUCCAUUCCACAUUUGGAGAGCCCUUGGAUAGACAGGAAAUAUCUGCGGAGGUGGAGAAUCACAAAAAAGCAGACAAUAAGAAAGAGGAGGGACUAAGACUACUCGGUAGAGUAGAUGAUAUUUACUACGACGAAAAAGCAGAUUUCUAUUUUGUCAAGGAUGACUUUGGAAUACAUAUAAUGUUUGAUGCUUCGUUUUUGGAUAUGAAAAAUCUUGAAUAGGAGGUCUUGAAGAUAUGCUCUUUCUACAUUCAAAAGAGAGAACCUUUGCUAGAUCAUGAUUUGAGAUACAUCUACCCAUCUGUUGAUAGAUUUGAAAUUCUUGAUGAUGUAUUCGAAUGUGAGCUGGCAUUUUAAAGAGCGAAACUUGAGUUAGCUUUAACAUAUCUAGAGUGCUUUGAACAUACCACAGACACUUUGGAAUAGUAAAGAAUGGUCUAAGUCAUUAUAGAUCUAAUGGCAUUGAGGCCAAAGUUAAACCUAAAUGGUCUUCAUUUUAAGGACUCUUAUAGAGCAGAAAUAGAAAACUUCUAGUUGUAAAAGCAGCUUAUUAGGGAAGUGAUAAGGAUGCAAAUGGAGAGUGAAUUCAAGCAGAACAAUUUCAUCAGGGAAUAUCUGGAAAGAACCUAUAGAGUAAUCAUGGAAAUGGUUGAAAACAAGUUCCAAUAUCAAAGACCAGAAACUUUGGAUUAGGAAAUUAGAGCAAGAGAAAAUCUUUAAAAGGGUAUCGUUGAGGAGCAUCAGCCUUCAGAGACUAUGGCAUAGGAUUCUAUUUAAACCUAAGAUACCAUGAAGGAGAGCUAGCAGAGAAGGAGUUCAGUUGAGAACCUGACUGAUUAGAAAACUUAAGUGUUUUCAGCCAAGUUUUCAGACCCUAGAGAAUUUGCAAAUUAUCUUGGCAUACCGUUUGCUUCCCUUUAAAUGCUGAUGAAAGACUAUAAAGAAAGAGAUCCCUUAGUUAAGCAAUCUAUUCAUGAGCAUGUAUCCUUCAUCAAAAUUGAAGAGGGCUACCCGAUAUUUAUGUAUGACAUGGCCACCAAGCAGAAUAACACUCUUUCAUUUACCAAAGAUUCACAGAGAAUAGGCAUUCUUGACUUUUAUGAAUCCAUGCAUAUGAUAGUUAAGGUAGUUGCCGCCAUGCAAGGUGCAUUCUAGGAAUUAAAUGAGAUACACAGACCUGACAAUGGGCUAAUGACCACAGCUCUGGAGAUAUCAACCUAUAGAUAUUUUCUUGCUGAACUAAAAGUAGUUAAAGGUGAGAGGACACUUAGCAUCGAUCCACCUCUUGGCAUGAAUUAUAUAGAGGAUGAUAGCAUUCUAGGCAAUUCCGAUAAAAUGCUGUUUUACACAAAAGAGUUCGUGGCAGCAGCUGAAGAUGAACUAACUUCUCACAAUCCUUAUAUCUUGACUAAAAUGAACCUCAAAACUAUUGAAAAUUUCUAGUUUGAAAAUUUCCAAAAGCUAAUCAUAGAGAAUUAAGUAGCUGCAGCGAAUGGAUCACUUUUCUAAGAGUCACAGAACAAAGGAAGAAAAAUCACAACUCAUCAUGCCUAUAGGUUUUACCCAAAACUCAAAACUCGAGCCUAGAAGGUAUUCAUUCCAUCAAUGCUUUAUCUUACUUGCAACUCAAUUGAAAUGCUGAGGCUAAGACACAUACUAGUUUUAGCUGUUACUUAAAAAAAGAUACUAGAGAGAGUAUAUGAGAGACAGGUUAAACUAUUUAGCAAGGAUGGCAGGAUAUACUUCAAAGAUCAAUUCAAUUUUGAGAACUUCAUUGAAUUAAGCGAGAAGAAUUACAUAAAUUUCGUUGAUGAAGGACCCAGUUCUGGCAUUGAAAUGGACUUAGCUAUUAAUGAAUUUGAUCCCACGCUAAGAUCAUAAAUCAAUUUCUCAGACCCUGAUUCAUUUAAGUAGAUGAUCUGUCCCCUUGGUCUCGAAGAACUCAGAACAGUAGUAUCCUAUGAACUUAUGAACUUAUAGGCAUUAAUAGUAGCUACUCAAACUAAUUAAAUUUUAUUGGAUAAUAGUCAGAGAUAUCUUACAGAGCUUGAACUUUUUGCUAAAGGUGUAGUUGUGGCUAACCCUGUAUUUGAUUAUUUCAUUAAGCUUAGUGGCUCUAAUCUAUUGGAGUAAAAUCUAAAGAAGCUUCAUGUUGGAGAAAGAUCAAUGGUACUCGCUAAAAUUUCAAGCAGAAUUGGGGAAGUGUUCUUCAAUAUUAUAGCAAGAAAAAAUAGAAAUAGAAAUGCUGUUGAAAAGCAUUUUUAAAAGUAUAGAAUUGAAAUAUCUCCUUCUCAGGAAAAACAUGAGAUUCAAUUUAGAAAGCUAAGAACGUUUAGACUAUCCCUCUGCUAGGAUUACUGCACUGAUGUUCUUGCAGAUGUGUAUGGUGAUGCGAUCAAGUUACAAUUACUUCUUGACUGUGACCAAAUAAGGAAGAGAGCCUACUUACUUCCGAAAGAAUCCUUGUUUAUUGAAAUAGGCCCAGGCGAAUAUGGAGAAUUUUAGUGCGUAAAUUACUAAUAAGAGAAUUAGAAUCAAGGUAUCAAGUAACUCAAAUUUCUAGAUAAAUCUAAGAGAAAGAUAAAAAAAUACUGGAAGUUACCAUCUAAUAAAGAGAUAUUAAGGCUUCCAUCUACAUAUGAUCAAGUUAGAUAACUAGAUUUAAAACACCUAUAUCAAUUUGACAUAGAUCUUACCUCUGUUAAUAAGAAAAAACUUAUUCCUAAUUUCAAGAAAAAUAAUCAGCACAAGAUUUUACAGCAGAGAUUGACAAAAAUGAUACACUAUGAGAGCAAAGAUUUAGAAAAUAUAUAUAAGGAAAAGCAAAGAUUUGUAGAGUUUCAAAAUUCCUAUUCCUAUUAGUAUCAUCCAAAUUAUACAACUAACUAUUAGAAUGGCCAAUAGAUUUCACCACAUUUAUAAAGCAUAGUAAAGUAUUUCAAAAGUUUGCAGAAUCUACUGGAUCUUGAGUUAUUCCAAAACAAAAUCGCAUCUAAUGCAUAAACAUUAGCUUCAUUAGAGAGAAAUGUACUUUGUGGAUUGCCCUUUUGGGAAGAAGGAGACGAUGCUCUCUUUGACAAUUCUAAUCAAAACAAUGAAGAGGAUGAGGAUAUUGGCAGUCCAAAGCGAGAUAAAGAUUUGAAUCAGAAGAAAUCUAACGUUGUUUAGAAUAUAGGAUAUAAGAAUGAGUUAUCAAAAUAUGUGGUUGAAAGAAUUGCUGCAGAAAAGAAAAAUAAACUAACUUUGCACUAAGAGCUAGAAUCAGUAAAGGAUAAGUUUAAUGAGAUGGAAUUAAUGAUGAAUAAGUUAGAAUUAAAUGAUGAUAUAGAAAAAGCAGCUGAAUAUUUGAAUGAUUAGGCGCAUUUAAGCUACUAUGGAUUAGUAUCAAGUUUUAGUGCUGUUCAAGAUUUUUAUCUUAAAGAGACUGAUUUUAAUGCUAAAAAAGAGCUACUUUCAAUAAAUGAACUACUCAAAAAUCUAUCUCAUGUGGAUGAUAUUAAAGUGACAUACACAAACGGUUAUCAUGUAAAUACAGCACUGACUAAGACUUAAUUCCUGAAUCUCGAUGAAAAUUGUACUAAUCCAGAUUUCACUUAGUGGGCAAGAUCAUCAUAGCCAAUUAUUGAUGAGAACGCCUUAGCCCCAUCCUAAUUUACACUUAUUGAUCAGAUGUUUGGGUAGAAUUGCAAUAUUUUGCAUUCUUUCAAAAAGAGUAAAACAUAUAUGGGCAAAAUUCAUGGAAGAGAUUACUAAUAUAUGGACUAUUCAAUGAUAAACGUUGAUAAAUCAGUGAGGAAAUACGUUUACAACAAUUUGAUAUCAGUAGAUAACUAGCUCAAGGAAUAUUUAAAGAUUAAAUUCAACCAUGAUGAUACUACGUUCAUAGGAAAUUUGAAUCAAUACUUCGACUUACUAUUUGAGAAGAAAUAAUACUUAAAGACUUUACUGAAGUCAAGGUAGCUGAGGAGAAUAGUGAUGAUUCUAUUAGGUAAUAAACCACUACCCAUUGAUUUAGAUGAGAAUCAAAGACUGCAGCAAGUGUUUCAAGAGGAUGUCUAGUGGAAAAUUAAUACACGAUGGGAUGAAUAUCAAAUAAAUAAGAUUAAAAGGCAGGAGUAGGAAUAACAAAGAAGAAAUCAACAGUAGAAAUAAUCUAUCGAUGCAAACACUAUAAAUCAAUCUUUAAGAAAAUAGGAUUAAAUGGUUUCAAAUGUUCUGACCUAGUUAGAGCUUUCCUAAGUUGAGAUAGAAAUUCUGUCUAAUGAGGUUCAAAGAUUCUUAAUAAGCGCAUCUUAUAAAAUGCUUGAUAUGGAGACUAGUGCUCUCUGCAGAGCUUUCGAAGUGAAUGGAAAACUUCUCGAAUUCUAUGUUCAUCCAUGCCAAUAAUUUGCUAGCACAAGAGAUUAGAAAGUUGAUAAAAGGAAUCAUUUAGACAUUAUAAACAAAGUGAGCUUCGCUUAAAGAUUCUUAACUUAAAUAAAGAACAGAUGCCUAGAAAUUGAAACAAUCACCUCAGGCUUAGGAAUGGUUAUUUCUUAGAAAGAUUUAAAUGAAUGCUUAGAUGAAGCUUGCAGAGCAAUAGUAAAAUAAGGAGAAGUAGAAAUGAGGACAAGAUGUGAAACAUUCGCUAUGCAACAAAUUCAAUACGAGAAUAUGAUCUAUAUAAAAGACAGACAACUCUUAAACAUGGAGGAAAAGCUGAAACAUGCAAAAAGAGAAUUAGAUAAGAUUAUAAGAACCAAAGUAUUCAGUAAGGGUAAUCAAUUGGUCUAUGAACUUGAUACCUGCACCAGACAGCUAAGAAUGAUAAAAGAUAACAUCUAUGAAAUGGAAAAGAAACUUUCAGAUAAAAUAAGACUAGAAUUCGAUCGGGAACUCAAUCAAAGGACAUUAGAGCUUGAUGAAUGCAAAAGGAAAUUCGCAGACUUCUAAAUGAAUGUAAAUGCAAGAGUAAUGGCUGAUGUUAGGGAAAAUGUAAAUAAUAUAGACACACUUAUGAAGAAUAAAGCUGACAUGUUCAAGGAUUUAUCUAAAAACACAUCUGUGAAUCAGAGCUUGAACAGUACCACCAUAAAUAUUAACAAUCUAACUAUCAAAAAUAUAACUACUAGCAAUAGUUUGAGUGCCGAUAUCAUAUCCUAAGGGGAUAAUAACUACUUCUAGAGAAUGAUGAGAGAGUAUGAAGUGCUGAAGCAAAGUGAAGGUGAAGCAAGACACGAGAUUGUUAAGUUAUAAGAAGUGAUUAGAAAAAUGAGAAUAUUUGAUAGAUUUAAGACAGUAUUGAUGAAGUAACAGUACGAAAAUAAGCUAGACAAUCUAAGAGAUCAACUAAACUCGAAUACUCUUCUCUGGGAGUAACUUGCUGAGGGUGAGAAGAGAGAGAAAAUACUUAAGAAGGAAUUAGAAUAGUCAUAAUAAGAGAUAGUUACAUAAGAGAAGAUUAUAGAGCAACUUAAAGAUGAGUUAAAGCGUGAAAGAGGGGAGAAACAGAAAUUAAUCUAGUACAAGCAAACUAAAUCUAAGAGAUUAGAUGAAUUGGAAUCUAAAGCUAGAGAGUUUGAAGUUCUGCAAAAUCUAAAUUUACCAAAGGUGUUGAACUUAUUAGAGGCAAAGGAGGAGAAGAUCCAUGAACUCAAAUCCAAAGAAAAAGUUCAAGAAGCCUAAUUUAUACAACUUGAAAGAGUCAAAGCUUUAGAAAUGACUCACUUUAAGAAGAAGUAUGAAAAUGAGGUGAAAAUGAAGUCAGAGGCGAUAUCUAAACUUGAAACUCUAAGACAUGAAUUAUUCUUAAUAGAAGGACAAGAUCAAACUGCAAUUGAUGUUUGGAAAGAUAAAUGCAAAAAUUUGAUUGAAAUUUGUAAGAGCUUUAAAGAGGAAAACGAUAGACUGUUACUAUAGACUCAAUAUCAAACCAGAUUUUAACCCAGCCAGAUAGAUACUUCAAGAAGAGAAGAAACAAAUGAGUCUUAUUUUGAUAAUGAAGUGACAGAGUCAUCGAGAAAUAAUAAUUAUGACAAGAUAGGUGCAUAAAACCUUGGAAUAGGUAGCAGCUACUAAAAGAAAUAAGCUUAAGUAAUUGAUAAGAGAAAUCCUACAACUAUAAAAGAAGACGAAAAAGAGGAGCAUGAAUAUACAAAUACUUAAAAUAGCGUGAAGUCAAGCAUAAUAGCCACAACAAGCAAGAUUGAGUACUCAAGAAACUCUGGAAACAAUUCAUCUAGAUUUAAGCUGAAAAAGGAUUUCUCAUCAAACAAUAAGUAGAGUACAAUUGUUCAAUAAUAGGUAGUGAACGAGCUAAAUUCGUCUUUAGAAAAUCCCUACUACACUGCUUAGUAGGUCAACUUGUCUGUAGUAUUGGCAGGCAGCAAUGGGGCCUUUACUGGAACAUAAUUCUAAAAUAACGCAAUGGAAAAAGCGAAUCAAUCAUUCAUUGAAUCAUCUAGGAGAGAUCCAUAAUUUGAUGUUGCAUAUAAUAAGAGAAAGUAGUAAUAUAUGAGUUAAAAUAGAGGUAACAAUAGCUUCAAUGAGAGAGAUAGAAUUGCCAAAAUGGCGGGUGUCUCUAACAUUUUCUAAAAUAAGCAGAGAAGAGGCAAUGAGCUUGGAGAAGAAUACUCACCGCCGAAGACUCCUAAUAAGCUGAAUUUUGAGUUUGAAUCUCAUACAUCAUCAAUCUAUGGAAAACUGACUCCUGUUUAUGAUCCAAAGCUAGCUCAAUCGAACUAAGUCAAGAAAACCUACUCAAUUCAUAAGCAAAAGCAGCAGGAAAAGAGUGAAAAUGUAUUCUCAAGCUUGAACAAUGGAGGAAAUUAGAUUAAUUUUAAUUCCAAAAAUUUCCAAGGAAUCUAAUUAAUGUAGACAAGCCAAGAAAACCUAAAUGACAUUAAAAUUGAAAGUAAAGACGUUUUUAGUCGUAAUCUUCAAAUAAAAGGAACAACAUAGUAGAAUUAUUUACAGUAAAAGCUAGGUCUAAGCUCAAAUCCUAACCUAAUAAGCGGCUCUUAGUUACAAACACAGAUUACGAAUCCUAGCUAGAUACAUAAUCAAAGUUUCGUUUAGAAUCAAGUAAACAAUAGAGUUCAUAAUAUAAGCAAUAUUACUUAGGAUGGAGCCACAACACUCUCACAAAGUGAAUAGAAGGAUCAAAGAUAGUAAUACUCAAAUUCUGUUAUUAAGCCAAAAGUAGUACCACCUCCAAGAGCACUUUCUAAAGAUCUUGAAAGAUCAGGUUUCAAAGGAUAAGUCAUCAGAAAAACUUCUCAAUAGCAAGUAAAUGAGUGA
Molecule: messenger RNA, 9564 nt
Organism: Stylonychia lemnae
Lineage: Eukaryota; Ciliophora; Spirotrichea; Sporadotrichida; Oxytrichidae
Source: the annotation of a GenBank genome assembly